Molecule: messenger RNA, 1189 nt
Organism: Pelodiscus sinensis (Chinese soft-shelled turtle)
Lineage: Eukaryota; Metazoa; Chordata; Testudines; Trionychidae
Gene: ANKRD22
Product: ankyrin repeat domain 22
Molecular function (GO): protein binding
Source: RefSeq, a predicted model, not a curated record
ACUUACCACACAUGUAGCUUUGGGAAGGAUCAUAUACCUACAUUGUUCAUGGCCCAAAUAAUUCUGCAAAGAGACUCUUGAGAUUAAAUUUUAAUCAACUUUAAACAAACUCAAGAGCAAUUGAAAGUCAAGAAAAGCUACUGGCCAAGUGAACUGCGAAGGACUUGAGGCAAGCUCCCAAAGAAAGGACAUGGGGAUACUUUAUUCAGAGCCCAUUUGCCAAGCAGCUUAUGAUAAUGACUUCAAUCAAGUUCAGCUGCUGUUGGAAGAAGAUAGCAAUUAUUUGAAUGUUCAAGAUAGCUCUGGUGGAGACACCCCUCUAAUCUGUGCCUGCAGACAGGGACACAAUAGAAUAGUCAGCUACCUUCUGAAAUGGAAUGCUGAUGUGAACAUCAAAAACAAGAAAGAGCGCACAUGUUUGCAUUAUGCUGUGAGAAAACGGUUUAGUUUUCUUGACUACCUACUCAUUAUCAUCCUAAUGCCCGUUCUGCUUAUUGGCUAUUUUAUCAUGAUAUCAAAGACUAAGCAAAAUGAAAACCUCAUCAAGAUGUUACUUCGAGCUGGCACAGAUGUUAAUGCUACAGACUAUUCUGGGAACACAGCCCUUCACUAUGCCAGUAAAAUGAAAAAUCAGUCAGUCAUUCCUCUACUACUUGAAGCCCAUGCAGACCCUUCUAUAAAGAAUAAGAAUGGGGAGACUCCGGUGGAUAUAGCAAGAAGAUUAAAGUUCAUCAACAUUGAAUAUAUGUUAAAGAAGGCAUUCUAGUGCAUAAUGGGAGGAUACUGUAUUUUAUAAUAUGCCAAAAGAAAAAUCCCACUAAUUUGUUGUUUCUUAGCAAAAAUUACACUGGAAUAAAGAUUUGUAAAUAUAUUUUAUAUGUAGUUUAGAUUAAGUUUGUCAGGGAAAUACAAAGUUUAUCAAACAUUAUUUUAUUGAGUCAUGAAAAGGAUACAUUUCAUUAUUUGAUGAAGAAAAAGUAUAUAUCCACUUUUUCUUGUGAGAACAGAUAAAAUAGCACUAACUUUUCACAGAAACAUCUUAGUAAAACACACACACACACGCUGAAAACCUGGGUAUAUACAUCAAUGCACACAAAUAUUAUUUGUCAUGUAUAGAUAUGUCUCAAUAUUUAUAAUAAAAAUUACAUUUUUUACUGUUUCAAUAAAAACUUUGUCUUCAAUAAAAACA